Messenger RNA from Branchiostoma belcheri (Belcher's lancelet), 3249 nucleotides. Its product is annotated as rabenosyn-5-like. The transcript is spliced from 8 exons. Gene Ontology annotation, molecular function: metal ion binding. Bases 167 to 1759 code for a protein of 530 amino acids. Lineage: Eukaryota; Metazoa; Chordata; Leptocardii; Amphioxiformes; Branchiostomatidae. The record is from RefSeq and is a predicted model, not a curated record.
GAUGAUUGUUAUUCCGUCAGAUAAUAUGAAAAAUUUGACUUGAACGAGGUAUAGUUCAAAGGGGCCCCGCCCCCCAAACAACUAGGGCGUGUGUCAAAAAACCCCGACUGGUUCAAAAUUACACCGGAAAGAAACAAAAAUACGGAACCGAACAAGACUAAGCACGAUGGCGGCUAGUGAUUCUGGGGACAUCCGUGAGGGCUUCCUGUGCCCGAUCUGUAUGAAGGACUUACAGACGGUGCAGCAGUUACAGAACCAUUUUGAGGAGGCACACAACACUGAGGCAGAUAAACAAGUGUUCCAGCAUCUGAAGGGUCUGUUUGGGAGGGCCAAGAGUAAGUUGUUGCGGCACGGGAGGGACCAGGAUGGCGUGAGGGCGGACCGGGGGACCGCGGUCGGACGUUCGGACAGCAGCGACCAGGUGGCCGCGAUCAGCACGGCGUACUACGUUGGCGGCGUGGAUCCGACAAUGUGGGAACCACAAGACUUCGGCACCAGUCGCAGCCACAUGGAUAACUUCAAGAAGAUCCGUGAUGCAAGAAUCGACUUCUACGUCAUCGAGAUGAACAAACUUCUCAUCAGACUUGAGAAGAUGUUAGCAUUUGAUAGGAUGAAUCCAGAUCCAGUCAAGAAAAAAGAGUUUGAGAUCGGCCUGGUCCCCUGGGCGCCAGACGACGCGGUGCCGUACUGCCCCACCUGUGGGGAGAAGUUUAACCUGUCCCGCCGACGGCACCACUGCAGACUGUGUGGGGGCAUCAUGUGUAACAGGUGCUCCGAGUUCCUCACACCGAUAUUCACAGCAAAGCUGGUAAACAAGGCGGGUAACCCCCCUGUACAGCACAUCCGGGGUGAGGAGAAGGGUCACCGUCGGCAGGGCAGCGCGGGAACACGUGCCAUGGAGAGCCUGCGCUCGCUGGUGGGCGAGGUGGUGGGGGAGGAGCCUCGGGAGGACGGCAUCAGGACGUGUCAGGACUGCAUGGCUGUCAUGAGGCGCAGGGAGAGACAGAUCCAGGAGAAAACAACAAAACCUGUCAUUGUGCAACUGUACGAGAAACUGCGCAUGUUGAUGGACAAGGUGGAGGCCAUGUGUCCGGAGUACACCAAAAUGGCCGAAUCUCUCAAUGCUGGUGAGACCAGCUACAACCUAGAACAUGCCAACAACAUUCGCAGUCAGCUGAUGAGAUGUUACGAGGCCAUUGACACCAUUGGGAAGAAGAUUGCUACUAUGGGAGCGAGUGGAGCUGAGCAGCAGCUGAGUCCCCAGGCCAUCCGGCUGCAGCAGGGCAUCCGCAAACACUGCACCCUCUUCAUCCAGGACAACGUCUUCGGUCUCCCGUCCUUACCCAGCGAGGACCAGCUCCGCAAGCUUCAGGAACAGCGCCGGUUAGAGAUCGAACAACGCUUAGCCUUGGAACGUCAGGCCGCGUUAGAAGCCGAGGAGCGACGGCGAAACGAGGAGCAAAGAAAACGAUCGCCAGAAAAAGACAGAAAAGGCGGCGCAACAGCAUCAACCGUAGACACAGCAAACCGAGAUCGGACAGAAAGUAUAGGAAAGGGGUGGACCCCCACGGUGGAUUCCAGUAGCGUAGCGACCACUGAGACAGACCCAAUGCUUCAGCAAAUGGACAUCAUCAGAAGUUUUGUAGAACAGGCCAGGGCUGCGGGACGUCUAGACGAGGUAGAAAUGUUAGAGGCCAAUCUGAGAGAACUCCAGCAGGAGUAUUGGAGACAACACAGGAGACAGGCGUAUCAGGAGUAGCAUACAUGUAGCACAUAAUCAAACAUGCAAACAUGGCUUCUUAUUUACCCACCUGAAACUGGACAUUUUUUUGGGCUAUAGUAACGUGGCAUGGUUUGUAGCCUUAAAUGUUGGUGCUCUGCACAAUUUCGUAUUACCAGGCUGUUUUUAGUUAACCUACUUAUAGUCAGCCAGGACUGAUAUUUUUUGCAAAGUAGGAAACACAAAACAUACCUACAGAAAGAAAGCCAUGAUGGUGGAAGUAGCUAGGACUUCAGGGAAUGCUGCUUUAUUGAGUUGUAUGACAUCAAAUUUUUAUACCCUUAAUGCAUGUAAUGUAUUUGCAGUUUAAGAAUGUAUUCUUUAACCUUUGCUCUAUUCCUUACUUCUACUUACUACUUGAUAACUGCAUACCAACAAUCCUAGAAACUUCAUAUCUUGAAAUUCUCAACUAAGAAAGGCUGGGGUGCUCUGCAGUUGAAAUGCAUUCAAAGUCAGGCACAGUUUGUUUUUUAUUACCAAUAUCAGUUGAAAAUGUUGCAGUGUUUUGACUAAUGCUUGCAGGUGCAUGCUGGUACAUGUAAGUAGAGCUGCAUGAUGGUAGGAAGAAUUGCAUGAUGGUAGGAAAAAUUGCAUGAUGGUAGGAAGAGAUGCAUGAAGGUAGGAAGAGAUGCAUGAUGGUAGGAAGAGAUGCAUGAUGGUAGAUUAGUCGAAGUGCGGAAUUGCAUGGUAUGAUAUGAAUUGCAAAAAAAACGGUUCAUAGGAGAGAUGCAUGCUGGGAUAAUGAAUUAUUGUAGGAAGAAGUGCAUGUUGGGUAGUUGAGAGUUGCAGGGCAUGUACAUGUGUAGCUAUAUGACAGGUGCAUGCUGGGAUCAUGAAUAGUCUAGGAAAAUUGCAUGCUGGAAAAUUCUGUGACAUAUUGCAUGAAACUAUGCUAGAUAAUAAUGGAUAUUUAGAUGCAUGAGUUUGCAUGUUGUAUAGAAUUUCAGUAAUUAAUGUUCAUGAUUUUAAUUGAUAUGCAUGAAGCCUAAAUUCAUAAUCACUGCAUAGCAACUGUUAAUUACAAGUUAAAAGUUUCUGAUAUGAUGUUAGUUCAUGUUAAAAGAUUUUCAUCUUUUGUUGAUCAUAAGAAUCACAAUAAUGUAGAUGAUAGUGUGAACAAGUUGUGCCGAUCCACAUUUUUGGAGCAUAUCUUGCUUGCAGAAAAUGAGAAUUUCAAGUUAUGACGUGAUCUGAGAUUGACAUAUUUUACAACUACAGUAUCUGCUCAUAUAAAACUUUUAUGACACCUGUACUGUUUUUCCUUAGUAAGUAAACCAAUGCAAAACUUACCAAACAAGAUGCAUGGAAGAAAACGUAACAAGAAAUAAACAUGUAUGAAUUAUUGUGAAUGUCUUAACCUAAUAAUUUGACCUUAAUAAAUGUUUUUCAAGCUAAUAUAUGACUAAAGAAAUGCCAUACAAAUAGAUCACUUUUUGGAGCAUAGAUUACAAAUGUACAAAAAUAUUUGC